AUGCCGCCAUCCUCCGGACCGCGGCCGCCGGCGCCACGGGGGGCCUUGGGACGUCCGGCGAGACCACCGCGGACGGGACGGGCGCUGCUGGGCGAGAGGAGCCUGCGGGUGGCCCCGGUGGGCGCCUGGGUGGAGAGCGGCCCCCGCGAGCAGAGCCGUGCCUUCGCUUCAGCAUUUCAGGUUGAGGAGGAGCUGAAGGAGCAGCAGAGGAGGAAGGCGAUGAGGCUGAGGCACUUCCAGGGAGAGGUGAAGCGCCGGGUGAACCAGCAGGUCAAGACGAGAAGAAAGCAGCAGCUGCAGAGGUCUUGUGAGGCGACAGAGAAGGAGAGCAACCUUGCCGUGCAGUGCUUGGGCUCGGUGCUGCAGCAGACCCCCCAGAAGAACACGUGUGUGUUCCGGAGCCGCCCCCUGCCCGCCAUCUGCAGCCCUGCUGCCCUGGCACAGCAGGAGGAGCACGGAGUGCCCAGCGAGCCCUUCCAGCAGCAAGCUGCCCAGCUCAGCAGAGCCAUGAGACAAGUCCGGCGCAGGCUGGCAUCCUGUCGGACGGUGCCCAAAGGCAUGGAGGCCCCAGAGCUCCCCGGCGGCACGUGGACACGAGGCCAGAGGCAAGAUGAAUCAGUGCUGUGUGCCCCAGUGUCCACUGAAGGUGAGAAUGAGGAGCUUAUUCUAGCAGGACAUCACGAUCUUCCAGCUGAACUGAAAGACCAGAUGACAGCUCCACAUCAGGCUGAGCAAGAUGAUGAUUUUUACAUCAAAGUGGAAUUUAGAAAAUUCUCUGAUGGAUCAGCGAAGGAUUUGAGCUCACCUGAGUCUCUGCAGAGAACGACCCUUGGUUGUCGAGCUCCCCUUGUCCUGUGGGCUGGCAUAGACCAAGAGGAAAGCAAGAAGCAGCGUCGGAUCGAGUACCUGAGGUGCAGGCGUCUCUUCAUGAGUGCCGAGCGAGAGCAAGUGAAAGAGCAGCAGAGGCAAAAGGAGCGGCAGAGGAGGAUUGCUGGGAUUAAGAGCAAGAAGGAGAACCAGCGCCAGGUGGAGGAGCAGAGGAUGCAGGAGGUGGCUAAGCAGCAAAAACCCUUCCUGGGGGAUGUUGUCUGCAAAGUUCUGGCCCAGCUUGAACUGGAGGAGAGGAGGCUAAACGAGGUCAAGCAAAAAGAGCAGCGAAAUAAGGAGUACACAAGGUAUGUCGAAGCUUUAAGAGCCGAGGUGAAAGAGAAGAUGAAACUGUACAACAUCAACUUGCCUCCCCUGUGCUCCUGCAGCUCUGACUUCUGGGAGUCCCACCCUGAUACCUGUGCCAACAACUGCAUCUUCUACAAAAACCACAAAGCCUACAGCCAAGCACUGCAGUCUGUCAUCUCAUCCUGUGACCUGGUGGAUGGAAGGCAGAAGCUGCCCCUCCGCCACCUCGCUGCUCUCUGCACCUGCCCUGCAAAACUGUGAGGAGGGCAGCGGUGGCGGUGCUGCAGUGUCUCAGGGCCGGAGCUGCACCGUGCCGAUGCGUUUUGAUGCAGUUUGUGCUCAGGUUUGCACAUCUUGGACUGGGUGCAGUUGGCUAUUGCACAGGACAAGGGCAGGUGUGGAGGAGCAGAUUGCUCUGUGCCCUUGGUUAGAGUCGAGCACUUGGAUUUCACGUUCAACUGCAGAAUAAACUGCAGCACAGAUGA
Centrocercus urophasianus (Greater sage-grouse) is the source of this 1661-nucleotide messenger RNA. RefSeq names its product coiled-coil domain containing 15 (gene CCDC15). Lineage: Eukaryota; Metazoa; Chordata; Aves; Galliformes; Phasianidae. Bases 1 to 1437 code for a protein of 478 amino acids. The transcript is spliced from 10 exons. The record is from RefSeq and is a predicted model, not a curated record. Gene Ontology annotation, cellular component: centrosome.